Folsomia candida is the source of this 1278-nucleotide messenger RNA. Its product is annotated as 2,3-bisphosphoglycerate-dependent phosphoglycerate mutase. The coding region runs from base 358 to 1200 and encodes 280 amino acids. Gene Ontology annotation, cellular component: cytosol. The transcript has 5 exons. Gene Ontology annotation, biological process: negative regulation of programmed cell death; fructose 2,6-bisphosphate metabolic process; fructose 1,6-bisphosphate metabolic process. The record is from RefSeq and is a predicted model, not a curated record. Gene Ontology annotation, molecular function: fructose-2,6-bisphosphate 2-phosphatase activity. NCBI's taxonomy places the organism in Eukaryota, Metazoa, Arthropoda, Collembola, Entomobryomorpha, Isotomidae.
AUACAAAAGCAAAAGCAUAUAUAAGGCAAUUGUCUGUUCCGAAAUGAUUCAUUCCAUUUCCAUAAGCAGUUCGAUUCAGCACAAUUCGGGGUUGCUGCAUAUUCUUCUCGGCUAUUCACGACCUUGAGUGAACAUACUGACAGACUCGGUGAAUUAACAAAGCAGCACAAAGUUUUUCAUGUAGUAUUUGUCCUUGUUAUUAGUCAGAGAUUGUUUUAGGCCAACAAUUUUUUAUCAAUACUCGGUGGACAAUCCCAGUUUGAAUUGACAGAUCUCGUGAAUAACAGUUUGAAGAGUUGAAUAGUUGUCAAUUCGUUACUUGUGUCCUGUGAUUUAAGUAGAUCUCAUCAAAAAAUAAUGGCGACAACAGGAGUUCAUCAACACACAAUUUACUUUGUUAGACAUGGUCAAUGUCGAGGAAACGUGACAGGAGAGACGCUGACUCCAGACCAGGAUGUGAUCACUGAUUUUGGGAGGAAACAAGCAGAUGCAUUGGGAAAUCAUCUUAAAUCGGUAGAGUUCACUCAAGCCUACGCCAGUAAUUACCAAAGAGCAAUUGAGACAGCGAAAUGUGUUUUGGACAAAUGUGAUGAGCCGUGCACCAGUUUGUUGAAAAUGGACAGCAGAAUAAGAGAACGGGACUUGGGUGAACUUGUUGGGCUUCCCACCAAGGAAAUUAUUAAAAAAACAAUAGCAAAGUUGGCCGAGGGUCAAAAAUUCAACUCAAUUGAGAUUCCUGGAGGGGAAUCAGUGGCAGAGUAUGUCGGUCGACAGGAGAGUUUCUUUAAGGAACUGUUUGACUCUCUGAAAUCAUCUUCCAAACCAGAAAGGGUGUUGGUGGUGUCUCACGGGUUGCUCAUACGUCGGUUCCUCGUGGGGCUCAAUGACGGCAGCUUUCCCGACCUCUGCGUAGUGUCCAACUGGGAAAAGAAAUGCGGCUCCGUCGUGGAAAAUACUUGCUGCACAAUUUUCAAUUUAGAAUUUCCUUCGGGAAAUGAAAAGCCUGUCCUCACAUUUGAGAAGAUUCAUGACAAGGAACAUUUGAAGCAACUAAAGGCAGAUAACAACAAUGCGGAAGUCGAUCAUGCUGCUAACAAAAGCACUUUUAACGUGUCACAUGAAGAAAAAGUAAAGUUCUUUGGGGAAGUGAUGAAAAUACCUGGAGCUAAGGAAGAGUUGAGUGGAUGUGUUCAGGUGUAAUAAGCAUUAAAUGAUUUUUCUGUGGGAUUAUUAUAACGAUUAAUACAAAUAAAUAUUAAAAUACAUUUUUAAACCAUA